AAUGUAACAGGAAAGCAUAUAUAAUUUGAUUCCAAAGGAGUAUGUACCUCCACCUAAAGAACCAAUGUAUAGAUCAGCUUAUCCUAAUGGUUUGGUACCAACAGCCAGUACCUUCAACAAUCAUACAACCAGUCGACCUAAAGUUGCUAUACAUUAAUAUUUAGGUCAACAACAUUAAUGGUGAUUUUGACUUAGUAAAAGGACCACAUACACAUAAGGGUUAAUCACAUUCUCUUGGAAAACCUAAGGGUAAUUUAUAAUAUUGAAUAAGGUUCAUAUAAGCCAGAUGCUACAAUGUUUAGGAUGAAGAAUACUGGAACAAUGGGAUCUAAUUAAUUGCCUGAGAGUAAUCAUCUAUUUUUAUAGGAUAGUUUAAUCAUUCAAGUAUCCACAAUCAUGCAAGGCGGCAGUUCCAAAAAAAGAUGAAAAACCAAUUCAUGGACUCAAAUCAAAUAAGAAUUUUAUUGUUACGAAUGCAGUUGAAAAUAUACUUUCAGCUCCAAAAUAAAUUACAGAAGAGAAGGCUUGGACUGAAAAAAAAGAUUAUGGAAAAGUACCAGAUUAUUUAACUAAAAUCUAAAGCAGCAUCAAUAAUGAAUAUGAAAUCAUUAGAAAUAUGCAUAUGAAUGAAGCUGAGGAAAGGGACAAAUAAAAAUAUUUAAUGACUCUUGAAGAAGUAGAACGUUUAAAAUUAGGAUUGAAAAAGAAAUGGGAAUCUGUGAAUAAAGAGUAUUAAUCAAUUACACAUAUAAGAAUGAUUGACACAGUAGGAUUAAAAAGAAAGUAUAAAUUGAUUUUAUAAUAUUAGAAAGGAGUAAUGUGAAAAAGAAUUGGCUUUGUUAGAAAAAGAUAUAGAAAAAUUAAAUAAAAACUAUGUUUUCAUAGACACAUAGAAAUGA
Paramecium pentaurelia is the source of this 899-nucleotide messenger RNA. Lineage: Eukaryota; Ciliophora; Oligohymenophorea; Peniculida; Parameciidae. The record is from the annotation of a GenBank genome assembly.